Loxodonta africana (African savanna elephant) is the source of this 1867-nucleotide messenger RNA. RefSeq names its product H2.0 like homeobox (gene HLX). Gene Ontology annotation, molecular function: sequence-specific DNA binding; DNA-binding transcription factor activity, RNA polymerase II-specific. Gene Ontology annotation, biological process: regulation of DNA-templated transcription. The transcript is spliced from 4 exons. NCBI's taxonomy places the organism in Eukaryota, Metazoa, Chordata, Mammalia, Proboscidea, Elephantidae. The record is from RefSeq and is a predicted model, not a curated record. The coding region runs from base 41 to 1516 and encodes 491 amino acids.
CCGGGCAGGCAGCGGCGGCCGCGCGGCGCUCCCCGCCAGCAUGUUCGCCGCCGGGCUGGCCCCCUUCUACGCCUCCAACUUCAGCCUCUGGUCGGCCGCGUACUGCUCGUCGGCCGGCCCGGGCGGCUGCUCCUUCCCCCUGGACCCUGCCGCUGUCAAGAAGCCAUCCUUCUGCAUCGCAGACAUCCUGCACGCCGGCGUUGGGGAGCCGGGGGCGGCCCCAGACGGCCUGGCUGGGGCCUCGGCCGCCGCCCUCACCGCGCACUUGGGCUCGGUUCACCCGCACGCCUCUUUCCAAGCCGCCGCCAGGUCCCCGCUUCGACCCACGCCGGUGGUGGCGCCCUCCGAAGUCCCAGCUGGCUUCCCGCAGCGGCUGUCCCCGCUGUCGGCCGCUUACCACCACCAUCACCCACAGCAGCAGCAGCAGCAGCCCCAGCAGCAGCCGCAGCAACAGCCUCCCCCGCCACCCCGGGCCGGCGCCCUGCAGCCCCAGGCCUCGGGGGCGCGGGUGGUUCCGAACCCACACCAUAGCGGCUCGGCCCCGGCCCCCUCCAGCAAGGACCUCAAAUUUGGGAUUGACCGCAUUUUGUCUGCAGAAUUUGACCCAAAAGUCAAGGAAGGCAACACGCUAAGAGACCUCACCUCCCUGCUAACUGGCGGGCGGCCCGCAGGGAUGCACCUCCCGGGCCUGCAGCCCUCCGCCGGCCAGUUCUUCGCGUCUCUAGAUCCCAUUAACGAGGCUUCUGCCAUCCUGAGUCCCUUAAGCUCGAACACGAGAAAUUCAGUUCAGCAUCAGUUUCAAGACACGUUUCCAGGCCCCUACGCGGUACUCACGAAGGACACCAUGCCACAGACCUACAAGAGAAAACGCUCGUGGUCGCGCGCCGUCUUCUCCAACCUGCAGAGGAAAGGCCUGGAGAAGAGGUUCGAGAUCCAGAAGUACGUGACCAAGCCGGACCGAAAGCAGCUGGCGGCGAUGCUCGGCCUCACUGACGCGCAGGUGAAGGUGUGGUUUCAGAACAGGCGGAUGAAGUGGCGGCACUCCAAGGAGGCCCAGGCCCAGAAGGACAAGGACAAGGAGGCGGCGGAGAAGCCACCAGGCGGAACCCCGGCUUUCGACGGCGAGCGGGACGAGCGGAGCCCCAGCCGCUCGGAAGGCGAGGCGGAGAGCGAGAGCAGCGACUCCGAGUCCCUGGACAUGGCCCCCAGCGACUCAGAGCGGACUGAGGGCACUGACAGGGCUCUGCAUCAAACGGCCGUCACCAAGGCCCCGGCUGCGGGCGCCCUGGUCACCGCCAGCAGCGUUGGGAGCGGCGGCAGCAGCGGCCGCAGCGGUUUGAGUCUCAGCAGCGCCAGCAGCCUCAGCAGCAGCGGCGGCAGCAGCAGCGCGGGCAGCGCCAGCAGCUUGGCCAGCAGCGGCGGCGGCCCCUCGGAGCUGCCCUUGGCGCCCCAGCCCAGCCUCAGCAACGCUCCCCAAAGCCCCGAGCCUGCCCCAGCGCCCCCCGGCGGCCUAUAGGCUGGGUGGGCGCAGAGGGCCCGGGCUGGAGGCCAGCCCCGCGGCCGCUGAUCUGGUGGCUCCUCCACGCCAGGGCCGGCCCAGGGCUGGGACGCGCGGCGGAGCCUCCUUGCCGAAGUUCAGCCGUCGCCGCUCGGCUGCCGGGUUGGCCGCAGCCGGCACUGCGCAGAGCGGAGGAGGGUCUCAGUAGCCCCCCCAUGCCAGCCGCACCACUCCUCCCCAGAAACAAGCAGCUGGCGCUGUGAAGUGUCUGACUGAAUCGUUCCUCCCCCCACCAGGGGUCGUGGCGCAAAGACAUGCACUGAGGACGCCUUAAACUUGUAAAUAAAAUGUUUACUUUUGUUUGUAAAG